Messenger RNA from Aphidius gifuensis, 4483 nucleotides. Its product is annotated as 5-oxoprolinase. Lineage: Eukaryota; Metazoa; Arthropoda; Insecta; Hymenoptera; Braconidae. The coding region runs from base 530 to 4402 and encodes 1290 amino acids. The transcript is spliced from 7 exons. Gene Ontology annotation, molecular function: 5-oxoprolinase (ATP-hydrolyzing) activity. The record is from RefSeq and is a predicted model, not a curated record. Gene Ontology annotation, cellular component: cytosol. Gene Ontology annotation, biological process: glutathione metabolic process.
AUGUAAUUGAAUUAAUAAUAACAUUAAUAAUAUAUUAAUUUAUUUAUUGAGGUUAACUUAUAUAUUUAUAAUUUUUUAUUGUUAAAAAUGUAAAAAAAAAAUUUUAAUUAUUUAAAAUGUUAAUCCAUUUAUUGUCAUCAAUUUUGAAAGUACCAAGAAAUACUUGAAUUAUUUUCUUGUUUUUCAUAAGUGCCAAAACAAUAAUAUUAUUAUUUACAUUGUCAGCUGUCAGCUGUCACUAUUAUGAUAUUUAAAAAACUAUAUAAUUAAUUGUUUUUCAAUCAUCACUGUUUUUAAAUUAUGUAAAGACAAUUUUAACUGAUGGAUUUAUUUUUCAUCAAAUUGCACAACAAUAAUCAAAUAAAAAAAAUGUAUGAUUGAUAAUUACUCAUGAUAAGAUAUGAAAUAUAAUUAUAAAUUCUUUUUGUAAAAGACCUCAAAGUAAAUAAAAAAUAUAAUCUUAAUAAUGAAAUCUGAUUGAUAAAAAAUUUAUAUAUUAUUUUUAAAAAAUAAUUAUUUAUAUAGAAAAAUGGAAGAUGAUAAAUUUGGAUUUGCCAUUGAUCGUGGUGGUACAUUUACUGAUGUAUAUGCAAAAUGUCCAAAUGGUAAAAUUCGUGUUAUGAAACUUUUAUCAGUUGAUCCAUUAAAUUAUAAAGAUGCACCAACUGAAGGAAUUCGUCGUAUUCUUGAACAAGAAACAGGAUGUAAAAUGAAUGAUAAAGUUGAUACAUCAAAAAUAAAUUGGAUAAGAAUGGGUACAACUGUUGCUACAAAUGCACUUCUUGAACGUAAAGGUGCAAAAAUGGCAUUAAUAAUAAAUUAUGGAUUUAAAGAUUUACUUUUUAUUGGUAAUCAAGCACGUCCAAAUAUAUUUGAUCUUGAAAUUGUAACACCUGAUGUUCUAUAUGAAAAAGUUAUUGAAGUUAAAUGUAGAGUUAUACCAGCAUUAGAUAAUACAUGUCAAUUAAAUAAAAAUAACUGGAGAAAAGUUAAGGGUUCUUGUGAUGAUGAUUUGUAUGUUAUUGAAGAACUUGAUGAAAAUUAUUUAAUAAAACAAUUGAAUAUCAUUAAAAAUGAUGGAAUUGAAAGUAUUGCUGUUGUACUGGCACACAGUUACACAUUUAUUGAACAUGAAUGUAGAAUUGGUGAAAUUGCUAAACAGCUAGGUUUUUCACAAGUCUCAUUGUCUCAUGAAAUAAUGCCAAUGGUAAGAAUUGUACCAAGAGGAUUUACAGCAUCUGCUGAUGCUUAUUUAACACCUCAUAUUAAAAAUUAUUUACAGAGUUUUUCAUCUGGUUUUAAAGAUAAUUUAAAAAAUGUUAAUGUUUUAUUUAUGCAAAGUGAUGGUGGAUUAACACCAAUGAAUUCCUUCAAUGGAUCACGAGCAAUUUUAUCAGGACCAGCUGGUGGUGUUGUUGGUUAUGCAAUGACAACAUAUAAUAAAGAAACAAAUUUACCAAUUAUUGGUUUUGACAUGGGUGGAACAUCAACUGAUGUCAGUAGAUUUGGUGGAUCUUAUGAGCAUGUUUAUGAAAGUACAACUGCUGGUGUAACUAUUCAAGCUCCUCAGCUUGAUAUUAAUACAGUUGCUGCUGGUGGUGGUUCAAUGCUUAUUUUUCAAUCUGGUUUAUUUAAAGUUGGACCAGAAAGUGCUGGUGCUCAUCCAGGUCCAACAUGUUAUAAAAAAGGUGGUCCAUUAGCUGUAACAGAUGCUAAUCUUGUAUUGGGUAGAUUAUUACCAGAAUAUUUUCCAAAUAUUUUUGGACCAAAUGAAAAUGAACCAAUUGAUAAAAAUAUAACAAUUAAUGAAUUUCAAAAAUUGACUGAUUCAAUUAAUGAAUUUUUAGAAUUAAAUAAAGAUAAUUGUAAAAAUAUUAAAAUGAAUAUUGAAGAAGUUGCAAUGGGUUUUAUUAGAGUUGCAAAUGAAACAAUGUGUCGUCCAAUUCGAGCAUUAACAGAGGCAAAAGGACAUAAUACAGCAAUGCAUAUAUUGUCAUGUUUUGGUGGAGCUGGUGGACAACAUGCUUGUGCAAUUGCUCGUUCACUUGGUAUGGGUGUUGUGUUUGUUCAUAAAUAUUCUGGUAUUUUAUCAGCAUAUGGUAUGGCACUUGCUGAUGUUGUUGAAGAAGCUCAAGAGCCAAGUGUUGAAAUUUAUACAACAGAUGCUUUUAAAAGAAUUGAUGAACGUUUUGAAAAAUUGGAAUUAAAAAUACGUAAUAAAUUAUAUAAUCAAGGAUUUAUUGAUAAUGAAAUUAUAGUUGAAUAUUAUUUACAUUUACGUUAUGAUGGUACUGAUUGUGCAAUUAUGUGUCAUCCAAAAUUAUCAAAUGACAAUAAAUUAUCAAUGAAACAUGGUGAUUUUUAUACAUCAUUUUUAGAAAGAUAUAAAACUGAAUUUGGCUUUACAAUGCCAGGAAGAAAAAUCAUUGUAAAUGAUAUACGUGUACGUGGAAUUGGCAAGUCAAGUAUAUCUAUUGAAAAAGAUUUGCCAUUAUCAACAACUUCACCGAGGAUUGAAAAAAUAGUUAAAGUAUAUUUUGAGGGUGGUUAUAAAGAGACAAAAGUAUAUCAAAUGAGCUCAUUGACAAAUGGACAUGUCAUUGAUGGACCAGCAAUAAUUAUGGACAGUCUUAGUACUGUUUUAAUUGAGCCAAAUUGUACUGGAUUAAUAACACCACGUGGUGAUAUUAAAAUAACAAUUGGUAAAGGUAUAAAACCUAAUAUUACAACAGAAUUAGAUACAAUUCAUUUAAGUAUAUUUUCACAUAGAUUUAUGAGUAUUGCUGAACAAAUGGGUAGAGUAUUACAAAGAACAUCAAUUUCAACAAAUAUAAAAGAACGUCUUGAUUUUUCUUGUGCUGUAUUUGGUUCUGAUGGUGGUCUUGUAUCAAAUGCUCCACAUAUACCAGUACAUUUAGGUGCAAUGCAAGAAACAAUUCAAUAUCAAAUAAAAUUUUAUAAUGGAAUAUUUAAUCGUGGUGAUGUUAUACUUGCUAAUCAUCCAUCUGCUGGUGGUUCACAUCUUCCAGAUCUUACUGUAAUAACACCAGUAUUUUAUGGUGAUGAAUUAAAGCCAGUAUUUUUUGUUGCUAGUAGAGGUCAUCAUGCUGAUAUUGGUGGUAUUACACCAGGAUCAAUGCCACCACAUUCAACAACUUUAUCACAAGAAGGUGCAACAUUUAAAAGUUUUUUAUUAGUUAAAAAUAAUGUAUUUUGUGAAAAUGAAGUUAUUGAUGCUUUUAUGGCACCUGGUAAAAUAAGAGGAAGUUCUGGAUCACGUAAUAUUUCUGAUAAUUUAAGUGAUUUAAAAGCUCAAAUUGCUGCAAAUCAUAAAGGUGCACAAUUAGUCAAUGAACUUAUUGAUAUUUAUAGUUUAGAUGUUGUACAAGCAUAUAUGCAUCAUAUACAAGAUAAUGCUGAAAUUUCUGUACGUGAUAUGCUUAAACAAGUUGGUAAAAAAAUACUUGAAUUAAAUAAAACAACAAGCUCGUAUGCUGAAGAUUAUUUAGAUGAUGGAAGUGUUAUAAAACUUUGUGUUAAUUUUAAUAUUGAUAAAGGAGAAGCUAUAUUUGAUUUUACUGGUACUGGAUAUGAAGUAUGGGGUAAUUGUAAUGCUCCACGUGCUGUUACAUUAUCAGCAAUAAUUUAUUGUUUAAGAUGUAUUGUUGGAAAAGAUAUACCAUUAAAUCAAGGUUGUUUAAAACCAGUAAAAAUAAUAAUUCCAAAAGGUUCAUUAUUAGAUCCAUCAGAAGAAGCUGCAGUUGUUGGUGGUAAUGUUUUAACAUCACAAAGAGUUGUUGAUACAAUUUUAACAGCAUUUGGUACUUGUGCUGCAUCACAAGGUUGUAUGAAUAAUAUAACAUUUGGUACUGAAUCAUGGGGUUAUUAUGAAACAGUUGGAGGUGGAAGUGGAGCUGGACCAACUUGGAAUGGUCGUAGUGGUGUACAUACACAUAUGACUAAUACAAGAAUAACAGAUCCAGAAAUAUUAGAACAACGUUAUCCAGUUAUUCUUAAAAAAUUUGAACUACGUAAUGGAAGUGGUGGUGAUGGAGAAUAUCAAGGUGGUGAUGGUAUUAUACGUGAAAUUAAAUUUAGAACUAAUAUGAUGCUAUCAGUUUUAACUGAAAGACGUUCACAUAAUCCACCUGGUAUGAAUGGUGGUUUAUCAGGUGCACGUGGAAGAAAUACAUUGAUUAAAGCCAAUAACAAGUGUAUUAAUCUUGGUCCUAAAACAGCUGUUCCAAUUGAAACAGGAGAUACAUUUCUUUUGGAAACACCUGGUGGUGGUGGAUAUGGUAUACCUGGUACAUCAUUAUCAUUACCUCAAGAUAAAAUUAAAAAUAUAUUUAAUGAACGUGGAAGUGUAUAUGAAUAUCGAAAAUCACAAGAAUCAGUGUGAUAUCAAAAAAUAUUGUUGCUUUAAAAAAAAAAAAAAAAAUUAAUGCAAGAAAUUAAAACAAAUCAUAAAUAAUAGAAUCAA